CGUAGUUGUCUAAUCGAGAAGAUUUUGUUUCAAUCCUUGAUAGUGACUCUUAUGGCUCUUAACCAUUUUACUAUUUUCACAUAUUUUACCCUUUUCUCUCUUCUGACUAUUUCUUGCUCUUGCUUCAAUCCUAAACGUCUCAACGUAUCAAAAGUUAACUCAAAUUCUGACUGGUCACCUGCUGUUGCUACUUGGUAUGGAAACCCUAAUGGCGCAGGAAGUGAUGGUGGAGCUUGUGGGUAUACUAACGCAGUAGAUCAACCACCAUUCUCCUCCCUAAUAGCGGCUGGCGGCCCUUCCCUUUUCAAAUCAGGCAAGGGCUGUGGAGCUUGUUUUCAGGUAAAGUGCAAGGGAAAUGCAGCAUGCUCAGGAAAGGCAGUGAGGGUGGUAAUAACAGAUGAGUGUCAGGGAGGACCAAGUGUAGUAGAAUCAGCUCAUUUUGAUUUGAGUGGCACUGCUUUUGGAGCCAUGGCUCUUUCAGGACAAGCUGAUCAUUUGCGUAAUGCUGGAGUUCUGCAGAUUCAGUAUAAAAGAGUGGACUGCAACUAUCCCGGAGUAUCACUGGCAUUUCACGUAGACUCAGGUUCAAAUCCCAGCUAUUUCGCAGCUCUAAUCGAGUACGAAGACGGAGACGGAGAUCUAAACAGAGUUGACCUGAAACAGGCCUUGGAUUCAGAUACAUGGCAGCCCAUGCAACAGUCGUGGGGUGCGGUGUGGAAGCUCAAUUCUGGCUCCUCCCUUGUGGCACCCUUCUCUCUCAAACUCACCGGAGAAUCCGGCCAGACUCUGGUGGCCAACGGCGUCAUUCCGGCUGGUUGGCAGCCCGGAGAAACUUACCGAUCACUUGUCAAUUUUAAAGUCUAGCUUAAUGCUAAACAAUGUGCUGCUUUAUCAGUUACUGCACAAGUCA
Molecule: messenger RNA, 910 nt
Organism: Nicotiana attenuata
Lineage: Eukaryota; Viridiplantae; Streptophyta; Magnoliopsida; Solanales; Solanaceae
Product: expansin-B18-like
Exons: 4
Coding region: 52-864 (270 amino acids)
Biological process (GO): sexual reproduction
Cellular component (GO): extracellular region
Source: RefSeq, a predicted model, not a curated record